CCAAAACCUCAGGCCACACACACCACUUUACCACCACAACACCCAGCCCCAGCAAACUCACACAGAAGCAGCAGCAGCAGCAGUGUAGUGCCUGCAGCAGCUGAGGCCAAGCAGGAUGAAGAAGCUUCAGGCCACGGCCGCCCUGGCGCUCCUCCUCUUCCUCCUCCUGGCGCCUCCCGCGCUCCGUGUCUCCAUGGCCGGAUCAGGGUUCUGCGACGGCAAGUGCACGACGAGGUGCUCCAAGGCGAGCCGGCACGACGACUGCCUCAAGUACUGCGGGAUCUGCUGCGCCGCCUGCGGCUGCGUGCCGUCCGGGACGUUCGGCCACAAGGACGAGUGCCCCUGCUACCGCGACAUGACCACCGGCCACGGCAACCGCACCAGGCCCAAGUGCCCAUGAUCAUGACCACUCACCAUAGGCUAAGCACCCAUAUACAUGGCUACAUUCUCGCACACACCCUAACCAUGACUCCAUGAGCAUGGAUGCAUGUGCAUAUAUGUUUGUGCCCUUGAGAGAUCUGUGCCCUGCGGGUGCUCUGCUUCCCACCUGAACCUUCUGGUUUCACUCGCUGCUAGCCUGCUCUGCUAUGUACGUUGGGCAAGAAACGGAGCUGAUGUGGUGAUGGUAUUAGUGUUGUAUACUGGCCAGCUGGUAAUAAUGAUGUGUAUUGUGAUAAUAAAGCCUUGACUUAAGAGCUAGUAGAUGAGAUGCUAGUA
Molecule: messenger RNA, 717 nt
Organism: Panicum virgatum (switchgrass)
Lineage: Eukaryota; Viridiplantae; Streptophyta; Magnoliopsida; Poales; Poaceae
Product: peamaclein-like
Exons: 2
Coding region: 116-400 (94 amino acids)
Source: RefSeq, a predicted model, not a curated record